GACACAAUGUAGGAAGUAAAUUCCAGAGCUCACCGUUCUUGUUUUGACAGCUCGAGCCUAACGUAAAAUUACACCUGCCUGCUUUUAUAUGCUCUCUUGUCUUUUCUCCUGUCGUUUCUGAGCAGUUUUCGAUUUAAAUAACCGACGCGACUGGCUGUAAACAUUCACACCACGGUCCGUGAAACUGCCAAGGUAGUAACAGUCCAAUGAGUCGCAGUCGAAACCCCCCUCCUCGGGGUCAAGGGGCAGCACGAGCCAAACAGAUGGGGCUGCUCCUCGACCUAUCCCCGGGCGGAGGGAUGGAUGAUGACGGCAAUGAUGAAGAUCUGGAGGCAGAACUGCUGAAACUGGUGGGAGGAGGUGGAGGGAGAACGCAAGGGAAGAAAGGUGAUGGCAAAGCUCCUGUUCCCAUGGCAGAUAUAGAGCGAAUGGCAGCUCUGUGUAUGAAAGACCUGGAUGAUGAUGAUGACGUGGAUGGUGAAGAUUUGGAUGAUGAUGAAGACCUGCUGGCAGAACUGAAUGAGUUUUUAGAGGAUGAUGAGGAUCACACUCCUGCUCCGACCCCUCCUGCCGUCACACCGACCGCUCCCAAAGCAGGCGUCACAUCCCUUCCUGCUGCUCCCAGCGGUGCAACUGGGUUGGAGUCUCGUCUAUUGGAGCGCAUUGAUAUGUAUAAGACAGCCAUUUCGAAAAGCAAGGCUGCAGGGGAGACAAGCAAAGUUCGAAGAUAUGACCGAGGUUUGAAGACAUUGCAGUCCAUGUUGACAUCUUUCAAGAAAGGAAAGCCUGUCAAUGAGGAGGAGAUCCCGCCUCCAGUUGCUCUCGGCGGAAAGACCAACAUCCCAGCAGAGUCUGAGUCCAUCAAAGAACGAGAGCUGCCGGAGCCCGCCCUGAUACCCUCUCCUCCCACCAAUCAGAAGCCUCUGAGGGAGGCGCCUCCUGCAGCUCCUAAUGCGAAACCUCUGCAUCUGACUGUGCCACAAAAGCCUAAUGCUGCCAUCACCCCGGGAACACCUGCCAUCUCUCCCCUCACCCCCUGCCAGCCCAACGCACAGCACUCAGGUAAACAAAUAUGACCACAUUCAGUCACCUGUGGACGCCUCUCCUCUUCACAACUCACUGGUAAUGUGAACUGAAUUUAUAAGAGCAAAAAUGUGGCGGUAAUAAUAAUCAUAAUAAACUUUAUUGGUAAAGCACUUUUAAAAACACAAUUACAAAGUGCUUUACACAACGAGAUCUAAUUAUGUACACGGUCAAGAUUUUAAGAACGAAAACAUCAAAAAUAAUAAAUAAAUACAAAUAAAAGGUGUAUCAUGAAAACAGGCAAAAGGGUGAAAAGAAGGAUAAACAUAAAU
Molecule: messenger RNA, 1355 nt
Organism: Notothenia coriiceps (black rockcod)
Lineage: Eukaryota; Metazoa; Chordata; Actinopteri; Perciformes; Nototheniidae
Gene: cc2d1a
Product: coiled-coil and C2 domain containing 1A
Exons: 6
Coding region: 207-1076 (289 amino acids)
Molecular function (GO): DNA-binding transcription repressor activity, RNA polymerase II-specific
Source: RefSeq, a predicted model, not a curated record